AUGGCGAUGAUGAUGACCGGCCGUGUGCUGCUGGUGUGUGUCCUCUGCGUGCUGUGGUGCGUUGCCGGCGGUGUUUAUGCGAGGGACGUUGACACCAACGCACUGGGUGGCUGCAUGGCGUCGGGAGUGUUGGGUGAGAAUGGAUCCCACAUGCCUGACGGAUAUAAUAAAACUGCGAUUACGGUGCUUUUGCGGUCAGUACUGCCCAUUACUGCCGUCGAAGCCUCGGCUGAAAAAGAUAAUGCUCUUGUAAUGCAGAACAUUUCGAAUUCAAGUGGGACUUUCAACGCUGGUGCUUCUACUGCUGGUGAUUCUGUUCCUGGUUCUGACUCUCCUGCUGGAGGUUUUGGUGCCGAGACUCCUGCUUCUGCUGCUGGUGGAGGCGGUGGAGGCAGUUCUGGUGGCGGAGGCGGUGGAGGAGGUGGUGAUUCUUCCACUGGAGUUCAAGGCACCGACAGCGUUCCUUCUGUUCCUGUUCCAGGGGCUACUGGUGUUGAUUCUUCAGCUAGCAGCAGUGGUGGUACAGCGGGGUCACCAGGCACUAAUUCAUCUAACACAACAGGGGACUCUUCAACAGGAGAUCAGACGCCUGCUGCAGAGGCUAACGACUCCUCGCUACCCGAAGGACCGGCAGGGACGACAUCCGGCACUGAACACACACGACAAGAAAAAGAAGAAGAGGGAGAAGAAGAAGAAGAUCAUGAAAAGCAGCAGCAAAGUGAUGAAACACAAGUCCAACAGCAACAACAGCAUGAACACCCCGCGGAAAACGGCGAGGAAUCCGCGAAAGAUAAAAACGCCCUUCGUACAAAUGCCACCGCAAAUACAGGCGACAGUGACAGCAGCACCGCGGUCUCCCACACCACCUCCCCUCUUUUGCUUCUUCUUGUUGUUGUGUGUGCGGCUGCUGCUGCGGUGGUGGCCGCGUGA
This is a messenger RNA of Trypanosoma cruzi, 930 nucleotides long. RefSeq names its product mucin-associated surface protein (MASP), putative. The transcript has a single exon. The coding region runs from base 1 to 930 and encodes 309 amino acids. The record is from RefSeq and is a predicted model, not a curated record. Lineage: Eukaryota; Euglenozoa; Kinetoplastea; Trypanosomatida; Trypanosomatidae.